ACCGUCGGCGGGCUGCGCCGCUCGAUCCCGCACGCGCCUCUGCGCUCCUCGCCGCUUCCACCCCCGCGGCCGCCGCUCCCCUCGACGUCCGCACACACACACCAUGACGAAGCAAGAGAAGAAGUCCUUCAACCAGAGCCUGGCCGAGUGGAAGCUCUUCAUCUACAACCCGAGCAAUGGAGAGCUCCUGGGGCGCACCGCCAAGAGCUGGGGUUUGAUCUUGCUCUUUUACCUAGUCUUUUAUGGGUUCCUGGCUGCACUCUUUUCAUUCACAAUGUGGGCUAUGCUUCAGACUCUGAACGAUGAGGUUCCAAAAUAUCGUGACCAGAUUCCUAGUCCAGGGCUUAUGGUUUUUCCAAAACCGGUGACAGCAUCGGAUUUUUCAUUCAGCGUGUCUAAUCCAGAGUCCUAUAGAGGGUACAUUAAUGACCUUAAGAAAUUUCUAAAGUCAUUUGUCUUGCCUUUUCUGCAUGGGAGCUAUCUACAGCCAUUAGUUGCCAUCCAGCUCAUCUUUGGUAAUAGAAAUGACAUAAACGAAGUCACAGUUGAGUGCAAGAUUGAUGGAUCACCCAACCUAAAAAACCAGGAUGAUCGUGACAAGUUUUUAGGACGAGUUGUAUUCAAGAUCACCAUGCGUCCAUAGUAGGAGUUAAGAUAUCUCCACAGAGUAAACGUUGUGUUGUCUGUCUUCAUUUUGUAUCAGCUGGACCUGC
Molecule: messenger RNA, 713 nt
Organism: Physeter macrocephalus (sperm whale)
Lineage: Eukaryota; Metazoa; Chordata; Mammalia; Artiodactyla; Physeteridae
Product: sodium/potassium-transporting ATPase subunit beta-3-like
Exons: 3
Coding region: 104-643 (179 amino acids)
Biological process (GO): intracellular potassium ion homeostasis; sodium ion export across plasma membrane; potassium ion import across plasma membrane
Cellular component (GO): sodium:potassium-exchanging ATPase complex
Molecular function (GO): ATPase activator activity
Source: RefSeq, a predicted model, not a curated record